AUGGUCGCUGUGCCAUUAAUUCGGCGUCAAUUGCCUCAGGCAGCGGCAUUGACUUCUUCAGCUAAACGUUUAUCUCUGUCAGGCAUCAGUCGAUCGUGUAUGGCUCUGCCCAGCUCUCGUGUGCGGCCCAACUCAACCAGCUCCAUCCAGUAUUAUGCUCAAAAACCAUAUCCAUACCCCCGAAACGGUCCAUUACGUCGUCAAAGGUCUUCGCGAGUGACAUGUGAGAGCAGGUCAUACCAUCAUUCUGCCUCCGACCUUUCUUCCUCGAACGCUCAUUUCUCCCCGGAACAAGCCUCAAUACUCUCUCUUGCUCUUGGAGAUCAUGUCCCUAGGCUUGGAUUCACAACUGAAGCUGUUGUUCUUGCAGCGCAGGAUGUCGGUUACCCAGAGGUGUCCUUACAGCUGUUUCCCCGUGGAGGGGAAAUUGAGCUUAUCAUAUAUUGGCUAUCAACAAGACGAGCUCUCUUGAAAGAGAAAGUUCAAAGUGGAGGGAUAUUCGAUGCAGAGGGGCAGAAACUAAGUGUCGAUCAAAAGGUGAAGAGACUUGUCAUGGAAAGGUUGAAGAUGAACAGUGGUAUAAUCCAGCAUUGGCAAGAUGCUCUAGCAUUAAUGUCGUUACCCACAAACAUUUCCUCGUCACUGCAUGAGUUGUAUGAGCUUUCUUCUGAUAUCCUCUAUCUGGCUGGAGAUCGCGCUGUAGAUUCGUCGUGGUACUCAAAGCGGCUUUCUGUGUCAACGGUAUAUGCCACCGCUGAAAUUACGAUGACGGAAGAUAAAUCCGAAGGGUUUACUUCUACAGCGGAGUUUGUUGAAAGACGUUUUGGAGAUACCGAUGCUAUCACUGGAGCUGUCAAUGAUGUGAAGACCUAUGUAGGUUUUCUAGGCGGUAGUUUGGUUGCGGCUGGAAGGAGCAUUGGUAUGAAAAUAUAA
Molecule: messenger RNA, 933 nt
Organism: Trichophyton rubrum CBS 118892
Lineage: Eukaryota; Fungi; Ascomycota; Eurotiomycetes; Onygenales; Arthrodermataceae
Product: rpsU-divergently transcribed protein
Exons: 2
Coding region: 1-933 (310 amino acids)
Biological process (GO): ubiquinone biosynthetic process
Cellular component (GO): mitochondrial inner membrane
Molecular function (GO): lipid binding
Source: RefSeq, a predicted model, not a curated record